Molecule: messenger RNA, 5754 nt
Organism: Oncorhynchus keta (chum salmon)
Lineage: Eukaryota; Metazoa; Chordata; Actinopteri; Salmoniformes; Salmonidae
Product: sodium-driven chloride bicarbonate exchanger-like
Exons: 26
Coding region: 298-3612 (1104 amino acids)
Biological process (GO): monoatomic anion transport; bicarbonate transport; transmembrane transport
Cellular component (GO): plasma membrane; basolateral plasma membrane
Molecular function (GO): solute:inorganic anion antiporter activity; monoatomic anion transmembrane transporter activity; sodium:bicarbonate symporter activity
Source: RefSeq, a predicted model, not a curated record
AUCUUGGGGCAACGCGCGCCACUGGACGAAAUCUAUAUCGUGCUGCGCUUCAUUGCCUCACGUGUGCUCCAACUCGUCAUGGAGCGCAAAUUGCACUCUCCAAGCUUGAGCGCGUGAAUGGGAAAUCGCUACCCCAUGACUAAAUUAUGUAGGACUGGACGAGGAGGAUGCUUACCUUCAUUUGAGAAAAUCGGCCCAGUUUAUAUAAGGGUUCACCCUGAUAUAGCCCGGCAACACUAAAUAGAAGAAUACAUUAGGAGCGUAUCAAGUCUACAGAGAAAGCGAGGAAAGGAAAAUAUGGACCUAACGGACCAAGGAGCACAAAUGGAGCCGCUACUACCCUCGGAACCAGGCCCCCAGAGCCCUCAGAUACCUCAAGGAGACACGAAUGUGAGGACUGAUGAGGAGGCGGUGCUGGACAGAGGGGGCACUCGCUCCAUGCUCAACACCAACUUUGAGAAGGAGGAGCUGGAAGGCCACCGGACUCUUUACAUUGGGGUCCACGUUCCCCUGGGGAGGAAGUCCCACCGACGUCACCGUCACCAUGGCGGCCACAACAAAAACAGCAGGAAGAGAUCCAAAGAGAGGGAAUCUGGGGUGGACGGCGAUGGCAGAGAAUCACCUUCCCACACAGACACUCCUGCCCAGAGGGUGCAGUUCCUGCUGGGCACAGAGGAUGGUGACGAGGAGCACAUAUCUCACGCCCUCUUCACUGAGCUGGAUGAGAUCUGCCUGAGAGAGGGCGAGGACGCAGAGUGGAAGGAGACCGCCAGGUGGCUGAAGUUUGAGGAGGACGUGGAGGAUGGAGGCGAGCGUUGGAGCAAGCCCUACGUGGCCACCCUGUCUCUUCAUAGCCUGUUUGAGCUGAGGAGCUGCAUCCUCAACGGCACUGUGCUGUUGGACAUGAGGGCCAACUCACUGGAGGAGAUCGCCGAUAUGGUCCUGGACCAGCAUGAGGUGUCGGGCGCAGUGGGGGAGGACGUGAGGAGGAGGAUCCGUGAGGCGCUCCUGAAGCAGCAUCACCACCAGAACCACAAGAAGCUGGCUAACCGCAUCCCCAUCGUACGCUCCUUCGCCGACAUCGGCAAGAAGCAUUCCGAGCCCCACUCUAUGGACAAGAACGGUCAGACAGUCUCUCCCCAGUCCCAGCCAGCUACCACAGAGGGCAAGGAACAUGUCAGCCGGGAGAACAGCCAUGUGGACUUCAGCAAGAUUGACCUCCACUUCAUGAAGAAGAUUCCCCCCGGUGCAGAGGCAUCCAACGUCCUGGUGGGGGAGCUAGAGUUCUUGGAGCAGCCGGUGGUGGCCUUUGUCCGUCUGUGUCCCGCCGUGCUGCUCAACGGCCUGGCUGAGGUCCCCAUCACCACCAGGUUCCUGUUCAUUCUGCUGGGGCCUCUGGGAAAAGGACCACAGUACCAUGAGAUUGGUCGAUCCAUCGCAACUCUGAUGACAGACGAGGUGUUCCAUGACGUGGCGUAUAAAGCCAAGGACAGGAACGACCUGGUGGCCGGCAUCGAUGAGUUCCUGGACCAGGUGACUGUGUUGCCACCUGGGGAGUGGGACCCCUCCAUCAGGAUAGAGCCGCCCAAAAACGUGCCCUCUCAGGAAAAGCGGAAGGUCCCUCCUCUACCCAACGGAGAUCUGGGAGAAGCAGAGGAACCUGGUGGCCAUGGAGGCCCAGAGCUACAGCGCACAGGAAGGUUCUUUGGAGGGUUCUUCAUGGACAUCAAGCGCAAGGCGCCCCACUACCUGUCUGACUACACGGACGCUUUGAGCCUGCAGUGUCUGGCCUCCUUCCUUUUCCUCUACUGUGCCUGCAUGUCUCCUGUCAUCACCUUCGGAGGACUGCUGGGGGAAGCCACCGAGGGACGCAUAAGUGCAAUUGAGUCGCUGUUCGGAGCCUCCAUGACGGGGAUAGCCUACUCCCUGUUCGCUGGGCAGCCUCUCACCAUCCUAGGCAGCACAGGCCCUGUUCUAGUGUUUGAGAAGAUUCUCUUCAAGUUCUGCAAGGACUAUGACCUGUCCUACCUCUCCCUGAGGGCCUGUAUCGGCCUGUGGACGGCGUUCCUCUGCCUGCUCCUGGUGGCUACAGACGCUAGCUCCCUGGUCUGUUACAUCACCCGCUUCACAGAGGAGGCCUUCGCCUCACUCAUCUGCAUCAUCUUCAUCUACGAGGCCCUGGAGAAACUCAUCCACCUGGGGGAACACUACCCCAUCAACAUGAACAACAACCUGCAGAAACUCACCCAGUACUCGUGUGCGUGUGUGGAGCCAAAGGAUCCCAGCAACUCCACUCUGAGGUACUGGGAGGACAGGAACAUCACUGCAUCAGAGGUCAACUGGACCAGCAUGGAGGUCAAGGAGUGCUUUGUGUUCCGGGGGGAGUUUGAGGGCAGCGCCUGUAGCCCCCACGGACCCUACAUUCCUGACGUCCUCUUCUGGUCCGUGGUCCUCUUCUUCUCUACUGUCUUCAUGUCCGCUUUCCUCAAGGAGUUCAAGACCAGCCGCUACUUCCCCACCAAGGUGAGAGCCCAGAUCAGUGACUUUGCUGUCUUCAUCACCAUCCUCACCAUGGUCCUAGUGGACUAUGCCCUGGGAAUCCCCUCACCCAAACUGCAGGUCCCCAACAAGUUCAAGCCAACCAGAGACGACCGUGGUUGGAUCGUGAACCCAAUAGGACGCAACCCGUGGUGGACCACCAUAAUCGCGGUCCUCCCAGCGCUGCUCUGCACCAUCCUCAUCUUCAUGGACCAACAGAUCACGGCUGUUAUCAUCAACAGGAAGGAGCACAAACUGAAGAAGGGUUGUGGCUACCACCUGGACCUGUUUGUGGUGGGGGUGAUGCUGGGAGUGUGUUCUGUGAUGGGCCUGCCCUGGUUCGUGGCGGCCACCGUGCUCUCCAUCUCCCACGUCAACAGCCUGAAACUGGAGUCAGAGUGCUCGGCCCCAGGGGAACAGCCCAAGUUCCUGGGGAUCAGAGAGCAGCGCUUCACCGGCCUCAUGAUCUUCCUACUCAUGGGCUGCUCCGUCUUCAUGACCUCUGUCCUCAAGUUUAUCCCCAUGCCUGUACUGUAUGGAGUGUUCUUGUACAUGGGAGCGUCUUCGCUGAGAGGUAUUCAGUUCUUUGACCGUCUCAAACUGUUUGGCAUGCCGGCCAAGCACCAGCCAGACUUCAUCUACCUGAGACACGUCCCCCUGAGGAAGGUCCACCUCUUCACCAUCAUCCAGCUCAGCUGCCUGGUCCUGCUGUGGGUCAUCAAGACCUCAAAUUAUGCCAUCGUCUUCCCCAUGAUGGUGUUGGCUCUGGUGUUCAUCCGUAAGCUUCUGGACUUCAUGUUCACCAAGAAGGAGCUGAGCUGGCUGGACGACCUGAUGCCUGAGUGGAAGAAGAAGAAACUAGAGGAAGGAGAGGAAGAGGAGGAGCCCAGUAUUAUAGUGGAGGAGGAGGAGGGGAUAGUUACUUUGCCACUGGAAGGAAAUUACAAGAGCGAUCCCGCGACGGUGAACAUUUCCGACGAGAUGUCCAAAGGCUCCUUCGGGAACGUGUGGAAUAGUAUUAGUCCCAGUGACAGCUCCAAGAAGGAGCCAAGCUCCAAAAGCUCCCCUUCCUAACCUCUCAGAAGCUCAUUAUCCCAAAGUGGUUGCGAGAGAAGACAAAAGAGGAAGGACUCUAAGUUGGACAGAGAGACGAGUUUGUGAUCCAUACCAGCUUCGUCACCGUUCUGUGGAAAAUAACUCCUAACGUGCCACACUCGACCACCUCUGAACUGUGCUGCACCAUGCAUUCUCGUCAUGUAAGACUGUGUGUGUAUGUGCAACUCGUGUAAAUCUUUUAGAAACAGUGUUACCCUAUGGCGGAACCAACAAACAUUAACUGUGAUUAUUUUCUAUGUAUGUCAAUGUAUGGUGAUACCAGCAACAGAGGAAGCAAGGAAUUCAUAUUAUUAUGUCUAUCUACCCGUGGGCCAAUUUAUUACAGAUGUAAGAUCUUAAUUUGAGCAGGUUUGCUACAGCAGGAAAUGAAUCCUGAAGUAUGGAUUAUAAUUAAUGGACAUUUUUGUAAGGGCUGAACAUAUUUUCAUAAGGUAAAAUCAAGUCUGACAUUUUUACGUGGAAAUGACAAAACUUCAGACGGCUUUUUAAACCGUAAAUACACUACAGGUUUAGUAUUUCUGCAACAGGGUGAUCAAAUUAAGAUCCUACAUCUGUCUCAACCAAAUAGUUUUUAAAGCAACCUUACUUUUUAAUGGAAUCGUUUGUAUUUUGUAUGUUUUUUCUAUUUUUUCAGCAUAGUAAUCCUUUAAAAAAAAUCAAUUACAGUAUACAACGAAAAUACUUGUUCAUGGAAUAAUCGAUGUGUUUAGUUUUGUAAUUUGACAUCACUGUCGGGUCUCUGCACUUAACAAUACGAAAACAGUAUACUGUAUAUGUAUCAAAUGAAAGUGUUAAAUGUACACGUUUUUUUCUUGAAAUCUCAUUUGUAAAAUUUUCACUGCCAUUUUCCAGAAGAUUUGUUGAUAGUAUUCUUUCUCCAUUACAGGCCAGUGUUAUAUUUCAGGCAUUGGGGACCAUUACAUUCCAGUUAGUGUAGCAGCAUAGCCCUGCCAUUCUGUACCUAUUGGGAAUGUGAUUCCUUUAGGGUUUUAACCAUAGACUUUCAAUGAACACCAUGUAGUAAUUUAUAGGAUCUCUGGUUUUAACGAUCAAAUUGUCUUUGAAGUCGUUUGAUGACCAUGUAGAGAUACCAUGCCUUCAGAAAGUAUUCACACCCCUUGACCUUUUCCCCAUUUUGUUGUUACAGCCUGAAUUUAAAAUGUAAUUACAUUUGGAUUUUUUUGGUCAGUCGCCUACAAACAAUAACCCAUAAUGUCAAAGUGGAAUUGUUUUUUGAAAUUAACAAAUUCAUUCAAAAUGAAAAGCUAAAAUGUAUUGACUCAGGGAGUUGAAUACUUAUCUAAUCAAGAUAUAUUACUGUAUUUUUUAAAAUGUAUUAAUAGAUUUGAAUUUUACAAUUAAAUUCAUUUUAAUCCCAUUUUGUAACACGAAAUGUGGAAAAAGUCAAGGGCUGUGAAUACUUUCAAGAAGGCACUGUACCUGUGUGUUCCACGGGCAUACAAAUGUGUCUUUACCGGCAUAUUGUUCCAGUCAUCCUGUCGGUACGUUAUGUGAUAUCUUCUCCUGCAUUCCAGUUUGUUUGACACCUACAAAGUGAUGUUGUGUUCUGAUUCUGAACUACCAGUAACUGUAUUUACACACCUGCACAAAGGUGAAUCAAACUUAGCAGUGUCUUUCGACAGGGAUGUUGUGAUUAAUUGAUAGAAAUGCAAUAAUAGCUUUGUGAGAAAGGGCAAAAUGUAAUAAAGUGAAGACUCUUAACGAUGUACUAUACAUAGUAUAUUUUAUUCAUGUGUAAAGUGUUACUAAUAUGUUACUAAACUUUGAAUUGGGGUAAGUGAAAACUCGUGGUUUUAUGUCGUUGACGUCUAUCCCAUUGUACUGUGUUGUUGAUGGAUUUGACUUAUUAGAGAAAUAAGAAUGGAUCAAUAUCAAUAUCACAUUUUGGCCACUUUACUUGUGGAAAUCUGCCUUUUUAAAUUUAGUAUCGAUAGCUGAAGACAAGUUUAUGUUUCAGAGUUUAUCGACUCAUCUGUGGAAAAUGAUCAAUUCAGAUAUUUGUUGUUCUAUUAUAAAUGUGAUUUGUUAUAUAUGACAGAGAGAGAAAUGUAGGAAACAAUAAAGUGACUGAAACAUCCA